This is a messenger RNA of Triticum turgidum subsp. durum (durum wheat), 594 nucleotides long. NCBI's taxonomy places the organism in Eukaryota, Viridiplantae, Streptophyta, Magnoliopsida, Poales, Poaceae. The record is from the annotation of a GenBank genome assembly.
AUGGGGUGCGGCUUCUCGACGGGGGCGGCGGGCGGCGGGGGCGGGCUGCGGCCGUUCGCGGGGGUGCGGGUGAUCCACACCAACGGCUACGUGGAGGACUUCCCCGCGGGCGAGGACGGGGCGCCAGUCACCGUCGCGCGCGCCACGGCCUCCUCGCCCUCCUCGUGCCGGUACGUGCUGUGCUCGUCGGCGCACCUGCUGCAGCCGGGCCGCGCGCUGUUCCGGCCGGACGACGCGCUGCAGCCGGGCACCGUCUACUUCCUGCUCCCGCACUCCAUCUUCCAGGCCGAGUCCUCCGCGGUCGACCUCGCCUGCCUCAUGAACCGCCUCACCGCGCUCGCGCGCAAGGGCGGCGGCCCCGCGCCCAGCGCCGUCGACGCGCUCUUCUCCGGCGACUCCGCCCAGCGCCGCGGCAGCAGCCCCGAGGCCGAGGGGCAGACCGCCAAGCCGCCCCGCCCCGCCGCCAAGAGCUGCGCCGCCGCCGCCGCCUCCGCGGGGCCGUGGCGGCCGCGGCUCGACCGGAUCGACGAGUCCAUGGGCCGCUCCUCCAUGCGGAGCGCCUCCACCCUGAGCAACCGCAGCAGCCAGGACUAG